AUGAGCACAAACCCAUUGGAAAUCAUCGACAUCUCAAGCUUGGAUUUUGAAUCUGCCAACAAAUUGCUUGAGGCUGCCAAGACGCAGGGCUUCCUUUUCAUCAAGGGCCACUCUUUCACGCCUCAAGAGAUUGCAUCCAUCUUUGAACUUUCUGAAGAUUUCUUCAAGUUGCCCUUUGACUACAAGUCGAAAUACGCCAUCGACAAGUACAACCACGGAUACACCGGGUACGGCGUGGAGACGUUGGACCCUGAGAAGCUGGCUGUAGGUGAUCCAAAGGAGGCUUUGAACAUCGGAAGCAUGGACUUCACGCUGGGAAAGUCCUCCAAAGUUCUUCCUGACUGGUUUGACGAGCAGCCGCUGAGAAGAGAGCUCAUUGAGAAAACAGCCAAGAAGUUGUACGACACCAAGAUGCGCUUGUUGAAGCUUUUGGCGAUCGCCUUGGAAAUUGAGUCUGAGGAUGGAAAAGACGGAAGUGAGUGGUUUGAGAGUCGGUUUGAGCCAGACAGCGCCUCUGGUACUAUUCUUCGCUUUUUGCACUAUCCCAGCGUCAGCUCAACAAGCCCUGAAGUCAAGAUUCGUGCUGGUGCUCACACAGACUACGGUGCUAUGACGUUGCUUUUCCAGCAGCCCAACCAGGAGGGAUUGCAGAUUUACUCUCCUGUUUCGAAGAAAUGGGAGUCUGUGCCUUAUGUUCCCUCUACAGGCGAGCACGAGGGUGCUCCUAUUGUCGUGAAUAUCGGAGACUUGCUUUCGUACUGGACGGCAGGAUACCUCAAGUCGACAAUUCACAGGGUGCAAUUUCCCGAGGGCACUCAGACGAAGGACAGAUACUCUGUUGUUUUCUUCAGCCACCCCAACGAUGCUACGCCUUUGGACCCCGUUCCUUCUCCCCUUCUUAGGAGUUUGACAAGCCGUGGAGCUUUUGCUGCUCUGGAGGUGAUUACUGCUCAGGAACAUUUGCAGCGUCGGUUGGCAGCCAGUUACGGCUGGGACAAGAAGUGA
Messenger RNA from Candidozyma duobushaemuli, 1005 nucleotides. RefSeq names its product isopenicillin N synthase family dioxygenase. The transcript has a single exon. Lineage: Eukaryota; Fungi; Ascomycota; Pichiomycetes; Serinales; Metschnikowiaceae. Gene Ontology annotation, molecular function: dioxygenase activity. The coding region runs from base 1 to 1005 and encodes 334 amino acids. The record is from RefSeq and is a predicted model, not a curated record.